Messenger RNA from Diatraea saccharalis (sugarcane borer), 1581 nucleotides. The record is from the annotation of a GenBank genome assembly. Lineage: Eukaryota; Metazoa; Arthropoda; Insecta; Lepidoptera; Crambidae.
AUGCUCAUAGGGAAAACAAGCAAUAAUAAUCACAGUGAUAAUUCAACCAUAAAAUCGGACGGAUACACAGACACCGGAUCAACAGAAACUAUCUCACCGGACAGAUUUAUAGGUAUAACGAACGAGAGAUUAUCCGACUCGGACUCCAUAGCUACAGUCAAUCUUGGGCCCACACAACCUCCUUGCCCUACUUUCCCUAGGGCACAGAUAUCCCAACCCUCGUCCCCACUCUCGCUCUCUUCUCUCUCUUCACUCACCUUACCAGAAAAUUUGCCAAAAACACCCAGGCUGUCGUCGUCCAGCUCCAGCUCAGACAAAACAACUGAAUACAUAUCACCAACAUUCAGACCUCACACAAUAGACAGGGAAAAGGAGGAGGCACCCAUCAACAUAGAUACAUGGAACGCAAUACCCAGCUGCUCAUAUGCAAGGACCAAAAGUAAAGAAACAAAAUCCACAAGGUAUAUGGAAAGGCCCCUACGACCGCUAUGGCCCAAAGAAGGGAUGGGGUGCGGGCGAGAAAAGGAAAAACCAGGAAAAACAGACAACAGUAAGGGAAAAGAAACACACCCAGCACCCGCAGCCGCACCGGCAAAAGGAGCAACUCCAACCCCCCCAGCAGCUGCUCCCUCUACCCUGCCGGAGAUUACACCCAGCACCCCAUCAACAGUCACCGUGAGAACAAGAAAGACUACUGGAACCAAAACUGAGAUCAAGAACACCCUCAACAAUACCACCACUUCUCCUGCACCAUUAACAACAAGACUAGAGGAGGGCUUUUCUCCCCCCCCCCCUUCUCCCCUUGUUGUUCCCCGAGAAGCAAAUAACAAUAAUAAUAUUACAUCCCCACUAGACGAGGCUGUAAAAAAAACGAACGCCAUAAUACUCGGACUGGCGGGAACAAGAACGGGCACGGUCAGAACCGUAAGAACUGACCCACUCUUUGCAACGGGACUUCGUAGACACACGCCCCAUAAGCUAAACAAAAAUAAUACAGAAAGAGUUGCUGCGAUCAUCAAAAACAGAUGGGAGGAACUUCUAAACGUAGAAAAACAAGCCAUACAAUUACGAAAAUUACUGAUCAACCUGGGUGGAAAAGACACCCUCCUAUGUCCUCCUCCAACACAUGCUCAGGGGGGAAACACACCCUAUACUGAGUCAAGAUCUAAAGCAAACUCAAAACCCACAACCAUUCCCAGCCCUAACCUCUCUCUCAAUCCCACACGGGACACAGACAAGAAAACAAAACUAAAACAACCCACUCACACAAACGAACAAAGAAGAAGGAGCAACAAUGACGACGAACUGAAUUAUAUUAUGGAAACAUUAAAGAAACACCAAAAAAUCCAACGUGAACAAGACCAAUAUCUAUCUCAAUUGCAAAAACAAAUUGAGGCACUCUACUCCACAAGGACUCCCGGGCAAAGACGCGAUCCUCAGAACACACACAAGGGAAAUACCCUCGAGUCAAGCAAACUCCCUGAACAGCAUAUUAAUAAUAAUAAUGAUAGUAAUAACCACCGGAUGAACAAAAGGGAAAAACCAAAAUCAAAAACAGACAACACCCAAACAACGAUUUGA